Paramecium tetraurelia is the source of this 1560-nucleotide messenger RNA. RefSeq lists its product as uncharacterized. Gene Ontology annotation, cellular component: membrane. Gene Ontology annotation, biological process: transmembrane transport; monoatomic ion transport. NCBI's taxonomy places the organism in Eukaryota, Ciliophora, Oligohymenophorea, Peniculida, Parameciidae. Gene Ontology annotation, molecular function: voltage-gated calcium channel activity. The record is from RefSeq and is a predicted model, not a curated record. The transcript has 2 exons.
AUGAUGAUGUUCAAGGCUGCAAAAUACUACUCAUUUCACUCUAUUACAACUGAAAGAAAGAUCGUAGCUUAUUGCUUUGUAUUUAUUGGAAUUAUCAUAAUCAUAAAUGACAUUAUUGUAAUGAUAUUUGAUAAUGAUUAUUCAUACAAUAUUUCCACUUUACUCAAGCCAAUCUUCUUGAUUUUCUACAGUCAGUACUUUCUUGGGAUUAUAAUGGAUUACGCAUUAAUUAUUUACAGAGGAAAGGAGAUAUACUUUAUGAUGAUAUUCUCCUAUGUCUUUUUUGUUGGUUUAGGGACUGCCAUCUUUAGAAAUUAAUCAGAGAUAAGCGAUAUUACUCAAGAAGAAGGAAUUUGCAAUUCAUCUGGUCUACCUUUUAGUCAAAAGAACUACUGCACAUUUCUUAUUAUGUUUUAAUUAUAAACUACCGUAAAUUCACCAGAUAUUUAUUUACCAUAUUAUGGAGAUAGAAGUGUAGCCGUUAUUUACUUUAUUGCCUAUUAAUUCGUCAAUACAAUCUUAAUGAUUAAUCUUAUUCUUUCAUUGUUCUAUUCAUAAUAUAAGAAAUUAGUAGAAGAACGAACGAAAUCCCUUCUUGAUUAACAUAGAAAUAAAUUACAACAGUUUUAGAAUAAAGUACUUCGAAAGAAAAAAUAGAAUUCAAUUGCUAAUCUCAUAAAGUAAUAACAAUAAUAAGCAAAUACGAAUUCUUAAUUUCUAAUUCAAAGAAUAUUGGAUCAUUGGAUUUUUAAGUCUAUUAUGUAAAUUCUUUGUAUUGCUGAUUUUUGUUUUAUCUUCUAGGAUAACACCGACAGAGACAUAUAAAUUGUGAAUAUUUCAUUAAAUACUGUAAUGCUUAUCGAAACCAUAAUUAUUGCUAUUUUAAGAGGUCUGAACAACAUUAAUAAAUAUCCAGCUGUGAUAUUUGAUUUUACUAUCUCUUUGGUUUUGGUUACACUAAUAAUUGCAAUUAUGGCUGUUUAAUAAGACAGUUUCUCCUAGGAUAUUUUAAUCAAGGUUUGUUGUUCUAUAAUGAGUCUCAGAUUGUUCAGAGGAUGCAGUUGGCUAUUAAAAUCUAAGAAUUUUGUAAAUAUCCUACUCAAGAUAUCAGCUAUAUCUACUUAUCUAUUGUAACUUUUUGGAACUUUAAUAGUAACAAUAACUAUAUUUAAUUCAAUUGGGUAAUUAAUAUUUGGAGGGAAGAUUAAUUAUAAUCAAUAACAUCUCUCUAACUACUAAUGGGUUAAUUUCAAUGAUUUUUUAUCUGGAUUUUGUACUUGUUGGUUUUUAUUAAUUGUAAACAAUUGGAAUGUGAUGUCAUACGAUUUUUCAUUAAGUCUAUAAAGUGAUUUUAUUUACUUAUUUUUUAUCUUCUACUACAUCAUAGUUGUUUUAUUAGCUUAAAGCGUGACAAUUGCUUUGCUAAUUGAAUACUUAGUUAAUCAUGUAAAGGAUUUGAGUUCUUCAGCGGAGGAGGACACGAAGUCGGAAAUCUCUAUUGAAGAGAACUUUCAAAAUGAAUUACAUGUUCCCUUAUAAUAGAACUUUAAGGCUUAAUGA